GUAGGAUCAGCAGAUCACUACAACUAUUACAGCAAUGAGAUGAACUUUGCCCAACAAACAAAUCUACUUGUACUUCUUCUUUUUCCCCCCAUUUUGCAAUUCAACAACUUUAUUGUUCUCAAAGUCACGGAGGCUGUGAUAGAUCACCUUCUUUGACUUGGAUGGGGCGGGAUCUUACAGCUUCUAGUCAGACAUUAAGUCAUAAUCAAAGCAUUAGCCUGUUAAGUAAUGAUCUGUGACAACACUCUGUUUCUAAGCUAAGCUUCAUUUUGAUGACUGUGUGGUACAGUGUAGCUUUGGAGAAAAUUUUUGCUCUCAAGUCUCAACACUGGAAAUUCAUCCUCAUUUUCAGAAUUAUUUUAUGGCUUCUUUGCUGGAUCAUUUGGAAACUCUAAUAGAAACUGAGUACAAGUGAAACAAGAUAGUCAAGAAACAACCCUCUACGGGGACCAAGACUUUCCACCAAGGCAGGCUAGCAGAAGAAACCCCCCAAGAUGCCUGACACAAAAGAAGUGGAGCCGAUCCAUGUUUCCAUGAUGGUUCGUGCAAUCCAUUUCAUCUCCUGGUUCUACGACAUGGCCACCUACAUCCCGUGGCAGCUGGCAACCUACGGUUCCUGGCAGUACCAGAACCGUCUCAAAGCAGUACCGAUCGACGGCGACACUCAAAAUUCGUGGAGGAUGGUCGGUAGCAACCAGUUGAAGCUGAGGCGGCGGGAGGAGUGCAAGACGUUGGACGAAGACUUUGAGAUGAACUGUCUGGAGUAUGGAUCGCUGCAAGCUCUAGGAACUAGACAGAUCUUAUCGGAAGAAGAUGAAGUGCAAUCUAAUGGGAAAGUCUUUAAGAAGCUUAUCAUGGGUGAUUACAAAUGGAGAACAUACGCAGAGUUCUUUGAAGAUUCUGAUAACUUUGGAAAGGGUCUUGUUAGUCUUGGUCUCCAGCCUAAACAGAAUAUUCUUAUUUUUGCUGAAACAAGAGCAGAAUUCCAGAUUGGACUGCAAGCCUGCUUCAGAUAUAACUUCCCAGUUGUGACUUUGUAUGCCACAUUAGGAGAAGCAGCCAUUGCUUACGGAAUCAACCAAACAGGAAUUAAGUAUGUUAUUACAACCACAACACUCCUCACAAAACUAAAGUCAAUUCAGAAGGACAUUCCUACAGUGACUCAUAUAAUCUGUAUGGAAGAUCCAGUCACCAAGCUGGAUGAGAAGAAACUGAGUAACGGUAUCAAGGUUACAUCAUUCCAGUCAGUCAUUAACAGAGGAGCAGCUUCAAAGAAUGUUCAGAGAUUGAAACCAAAAGCUGAUGAUCUUGCCAUUAUCAUGUAUACCAGUGGGUCAACGGGGAAUCCUAAAGGAGUUAUGAUCUCACAUAGAAACGUCUUAGCUGCUGUUUGUGGAGCGGUGGAUCGCAUUGAUGGUGUAGAGACUGGUGAGGCUGCAGCGGUCUACUUGCCCUUAGCCCACAUCCUUGAAGUGGUGGUUGAAUUUUCCCUCAUCACAUUAGGAUGUCGUCUGGGCUACUCCUCACCGCAGACCUUAACGGAUACAGGAACCAGGCUUAAGAAGGGUUGCCCCGGUGAUGUUAGGAUACUCAAGCCUCAGCUCAUAGUCUUUGUUCCUAUGAUCUUGGAGCGUAUUUACAAGGGAGUGACGGAGAAACUCAAGGAGGGAAGCGCCAUUCAGAGAGCCAUCUUCAACUUUGCCGUGGACUACAAGUGCAAACAUCUGGAACAAGGAUUCAACACUCCACUCCUCAACAGAUUAAUCUUCUCCAAAUUGACACGUCAGCUCGGUGGCCAUGUACGGCUAAUGAUCUGCGGGGGCGCCCCGUUAGCCAGUAACCUUCAGCGUUUCAUCCAGUCGUGUUUCAACAGUUCACUCAUACAAGGGUACGGAUUGACCGAGACGUGUGGUGUGGCCUGUGUAUCAGAACCAAGAGACUUGCGAAUCGGUCACGUCGGACCACCCCUCACCACCACACAGGUCAAACUGUCUGACUGGCCCGAGGGUGGGUACACCAACAAGGACAAACCCAACCCCAGGGGAGAGGUCAUUGUCGGAGGUCAGAACAUUGCCAUGGGUUACUAUCAGAUGGACCAACUGACCAAAGAAGUCUUCAUCCAGGAUAACGGCAUCAGGUACUUCUGCACUGGGGAUAUCGGGGAGUUCCUUCCCGAUGGCAGUCUCAAGAUCAUUGAUCGUAAGAAGGAUCUUGUUAAGCUUCAGACCGGAGAGUACAUCUCCCUGGCAACGAUAGAGAACUUCCUGAAGAAGAGUCCUUUCGUUGACAACAUCUGUGUAUAUGCUGAUCCUCUGUAUGACUACUGUAUAGCACUCGUCGUACCCUACAAGAAAGCUUUACAGGAAGCAGCUAACAACAACAAUCUGACUGGUAAAUCUUUUGAAGAUCUUUGCGGCAGGUCAGAAGUACUCAAGGAAGUCUUAGCUUCAUUAGCAGCAGCAGGAAAAGAAGCCAAGCUCCAAAAAUGGGAAAUCCCCCGCAAGAUACAUCUCUGUGAGGAGGCAUGGACCCCUGAAAACGGACUGGUAACCGACGCCUUCAAGCUCAAACGAAAACCCAUUGCAAAUCACUACAGUGCUGCCAUCAACCAGAUGUAUGGAAAGAACCGGUAACCAGAAAAGGGAUCACCACUCGAUGAACUUUGUCUAUAAAGCAUCCUUGUAUAUAUUUUACUGACUCAAGUUGUAUCGACUCAAGUUCCGGAAGCGUCUUGGAUGGAAUCCUAUUCACUUACCACGUUUCUCCUCUCUCGCUUAUUAUGAGAAUAAUUCGAAAUGAGGUUCCAUCAAAUCGAAGCUGUGUUUCGCAUUAUGUUUUAGAGUUUAGAUAAAAACAAAUGAAUUCUCUUUCUCUUCCUUCUCCUCCACUUCUGAAAGUGUUUCAACUGUACUUAAUUAUCAAGUAUCUUUUCAAUCAUGACUGAAUGUAAAAUGUAUUUCACUUGAAUCAAUUUCUUUGUAAAUAAAUGCUUCAAAUGACAACAUUUUUAAAAUCCCUUUCCUCUCCCAAUCCUGUUCCUUCCCACUUUUCGUCUGCAAUAAAAAUUUCCGAAAAUUUUGCUUAAAAGGAAGGUUAUACCGACAAAAUAAAUACUGUAAAUAUUUUGAUUGUUAAGUUUAUUCUAUGGCAGAUAAUAAAUAUCAUAAUUGUGCACUGUAAUGUAUUUGAUCUUAGAGGGAUUUUCUUUGUAACUGUUCGAUGUGAAUUGGCAUUAAUUUGAUAAUUUCUCCUUAUGAAUUGAAACUAUGUGUACAACUGAAGUUAUGUUUGAUUUGUUUGCUCAUCUUGCCUGCGUUAAUCAGAUUGAUCACUUUCCAGUUAAUUGCACAAGGUUUGUCUGAUGUAGCAUUGAGAUAUAAAGUUAUUGUAACUAGCAACAAAAAGUAAUCCCAGAUUUCAUGCAAAUGCAUACAGAUAUCAGCUCAACCCUUGAUGAAAAUAAGAACAUGAUUUACCCAUUCUCCAUCCAAUUGCCCAAGCUUUGCCUGAUAUAGCGUCACUAAUGUAUAUUCACUCUUGAUAUAUAGCCACACCAGUAUUCAUUGUGUUUAUAUGCACAUGAGUAAGUUGCCCAUAUAUCAGAUUAGAGGUGCAAUCCUGUAAAAUUUUGGACUAAAGAAUUACAUUCAAUUAUAAGAUUGAUUGUAUCUUUGUUGCAGAGUCCAUCUUGUGGUGGAUAUUAAUCAUAACUGUUUGACAAGACAUACACAUGUGGAAGAGUUACAUUCCGGUGUAAGUGUGAUUUUAUGUCUUUAUCUGACAAAGUCCAUUUUAUUAUUGAUAUUAAUCAUAGUUGUAUGGCAAAUCAUGUAUUAUGAAGUUAACAUUAAGUUGUAAGAUCAAUUGUAUGCAAAAUCAGUGGUAUGUGAGCUGACCUGCCCGUGAUAAAUGAAAAAUCUGAGUUACGUUAAGAUAUCAAACACUGCCUUGCUUUUAAGUAUUUUAGCACCAUGCAGCUGCUGUAAUGUUUGGAAAUACUUCCAGAAAAGAGAGUUGUUUUUUCUUCAUGUUGUAUAUUAUGCUAGGCUCCAAUAUUUCUGGCUGCACAAAACGUAAAUUUGUAUUGGUAGCACGUGUCUACGCAUUAUUUUUACAAUCAUGACUAGGUUAAAAAAGAAGAAGUUAGAAAUAUAAAGACAUGGGUUGUUUUAGACUAGGUGGUAUUGCAAGAAAUUUUCAACCAGUUGCAUGUCGGUGCCGGGUGGAGGUCUAAAGAUCCAUCAUUAGUCUUGUAAAUAAAUCACAAAUUUGCAACUGUUUACUGGUGUUUUUCUUUGGCGUAUAGGAUUUGCUGGAGUUAAAGUCCAUUAGAAAUUUGCUAUCAAUAAUCGCAAUUGAUUGAAAUUAAGUUUCUAGUAACACCCCUCAAUCCAUAUUGAAUAACAUCUUUGGUAGUAUUGUUUGAUGGAAUGUCCCAUUAUGUAUAAUGAUUACUGCCUAUUAAGCUUUUAUUAGAAUGAGAAGAAAUGGAAUGAAGAAAGAUUUUGUAGGACAGAAGAAUUAAUGGUAUUUACAGAAAGCGUAUCAGUGUACUUAACAUCCAGUUAAUACCGAUAUUACAUCAUAUUUUUUUAUUGAGGCUUAACACAAAAACCACCCUAUUCUUCAGAGAGGUGGAAUGGAGAAGUUGCUGGACUGAACCGUAAGGUUCAUAGUUCAAACCCCACCACGGUGAACACCCAUGUCCUUUGAAAAGACAUUUAUCUAAAUUUGCCACUCUCCACCCAGGUGUAGGAAGUGGUUACACGCUGGGAUUCAAUUAUUGAACUCACUUGAGUGCUGUAUGGCACAUUAAAAGCUACGUACUAUGGAAGUAUGUAGAGAUCUUUAAUAAAGGUACUCUAACAUUAGUUGCUUCAAAUACUUGCAAACUUUCAUUGAAGCCGCCUCAAUGCCCCAUUGUUUUUAUUUAAUAAAAUUUAUUAGGAGUUGCAUGGAAGAGUAGGAUCCACGCUAAAAAGAUAUAGAUAAACUCAGCUCAGUAUUGCUGAGGAGCUUAUGGUCGAUGAGCUUGUCUGAAGAGUAUAGGUUAAGGAUCUCAUACGGCGAGAAACAAGUUGUGAAUACAACUUUUUGCAAUGUUUGUAUAUAGUAUAGGCCUAGUGUCCACACUUAACCACCCUCCGCCCAGGUGUUGAAUAGGUACUCGGUAGGAUGUGAAAGCCUAUGUAGAUGCCUAGUGAUUGAGUUUAGUAACUCUUACUGGAAUGCUCCCCAGGAAGUGGAGAAAGUGCAUACAGUUUUUUGCAAUGUUUGUAUAUAUAGUUAAUAGGCCAAGGGCAAUGCCCUCCUGGGUGUAUUCCUUGGACUAAUCCUUUGAAGCGCUAUAAAGCUUCAGAGAAGAAAAAAAAAAAGAAUGUUGAUGUAUUCAACUUUUGAUAUUAUCUUUAAACAGAUAUGAAUGUAAAUAUCCUUUAAAGAAGGAACAAUUUCUGUAAAUUUGUGUUUGAGAAGGAAAUGAUAUUGCAAUUGUAUGCUUGAGAUUGUGAUACUAAUGCUUGCAUUUUGAUUGAGAUUAUAAUUUUAUCAAUUAUUGUGAAGAAUUAAAAAAAUAUUUACUUCGUAGGACAGUGUCAGAUUGAAACUUCCCUGUCUGUCGAAGGCAUUGUUUUUUGUGAUUGUAU
Lytechinus pictus (painted urchin) is the source of this 5645-nucleotide messenger RNA. RefSeq names its product fatty acid CoA ligase Acsl3-like. NCBI's taxonomy places the organism in Eukaryota, Metazoa, Echinodermata, Echinoidea, Temnopleuroida, Toxopneustidae. Bases 495 to 2633 code for a protein of 712 amino acids. Gene Ontology annotation, biological process: neuron differentiation; long-chain fatty acid metabolic process; long-chain fatty-acyl-CoA metabolic process. The transcript is spliced from 13 exons. Gene Ontology annotation, molecular function: long-chain fatty acid-CoA ligase activity. The record is from RefSeq and is a predicted model, not a curated record. Gene Ontology annotation, cellular component: endoplasmic reticulum; plasma membrane; lipid droplet.